AUGCCUGCUCUACUUGCGAAUUCACAGACUCACUUUGGAAUUUGCUCCGCCUGGUGCACAUCUGCCCAGGACAUCCCCCAAACAAUGGUCUUCCGCCUCGCGAACGCUGUUACCGUACUAUCUGCUGCAACGUCACUCAUCUCGGUGCAUCAAACCGCGGCCGAGUCUAUCUGCACGCUCAGCGACUCCGAAACGUGCGCCGUCGACUCACUCACACCUUCCGACGACGAUGGCAGCGUGAUCAUCUACCCGGGAGGCAACACGCGUUGUGCUUUCGAUGACUACACGGACUCGAAUACAACGUUCUCCACGAACUCGACGUAUUUCUUCCAAGCGUUUCCGAAUGGAGGCUCGGACAAGUCGAAGCUGAUGAUUUUAUUCCAAGGCGGUGGAGCCUGUGCCGAUAAAGGCACGUGUGCGUUCGGCUUGCAGUGCUCUCUGGGUGCCAGUGCCACAUUUUCGACUGCAGCCACUGCUAGCAGUGCAGGUGUACUUGACCGCUCGCUACCGGAUAACAUGUUCAAAGACUGGAACAUUGUCUUCAUCCCUUACUGCACGGGUGACAUUCACAUUGGCAACCGAGUCACGGCUGCCUACGAGAGCGGCAUUGAGGUACUUCUAGGCAACUCGCAGCGUCUGGGACACGACUACGCGAUGCACAUGAAUGGAUACAACAAUACCAUGGCGGUGCUGGACUGGGCACUCGAGAACUACCCAGACGUGGACAACCUCAUCGUUGGCGGCGAAAGUGCUGGGUCUCUUGGUGCUCAAGUCCACAGCGCAAAGAUUGCUGAGAUGUGGGACGUUGACGCCAAGGGUGCGAGAUUCUCGGUGUUGGCCGAUAGCUACGUCGGUGUCGUGCCGGAAGACCACCCGGCAGCAGAACUCUUGGUGUACUACGGUGCAUGCACCAACGACUUCGGUUUGUCUGAGGACAUUGUGGCGGCUUGCGAAGCUGGAACUGCCACUACCAUUGAGAUGAUCGAUGCGCUGUUGGACGCACAACCUGAAGGAAAUUGGCUCUUCAUCGACAGCAAAGGAGACAAGACUCAGCGCUACUUCUACGCCCUUGUCGAAGAAGGUAUCUUGGGUUAUCCCUUCUCGGACUUGAUUUCGGAGGCAGAUUUCUUCUCAAACAUGAGCACAAUCCUGGAUUCGUACCGCAAAGUAAGCUCUCGUAUCACAACUUUCUACGUGGAAGGUACGAAGCAUGUCUUCCUGGCCGAUUCGAACUUUACGAGAUAUAAGAGCGAUGAAGGUUUGCUACUAGGUGAUGUUAUCAAUGAAUGGCUCAUCUCAAACUCGAGCUUGAAUUCAAACUCGACCGAGACACCGACUGGAAGUCCUAGUCCGAUUACGGUGACACCCGGUGCAACUACGGCAACUCCUCCGGCGACAGCAGACGCACCAGGCACCUCCCCGUCUUCCUCCCCGAGUACGCCUACGUCUCCAAGCCCCACUACAUUAUCGACGACUGCACCCAGUGCUGCCGCUACCUCCGCGCCCCGCGCGUGCUAG
Phytophthora infestans T30-4 is the source of this 1518-nucleotide messenger RNA. RefSeq lists its product as uncharacterized. Lineage: Eukaryota; Oomycota; Peronosporomycetes; Peronosporales; Peronosporaceae. The record is from RefSeq and is a predicted model, not a curated record. Bases 1 to 1518 code for a protein of 505 amino acids. Gene Ontology annotation, molecular function: hydrolase activity. The transcript has a single exon.